Messenger RNA from Symbiodinium necroappetens, 558 nucleotides. The record is from the annotation of a GenBank genome assembly. Lineage: Eukaryota; Dinophyceae; Suessiales; Symbiodiniaceae.
GCAGCACCUGGCUUCCCAACGCCACCACCGCCUACUGGACCAGCGAUCGAGUACCGGCCGCCGUCUCCACAGCCGCAGGCCAACGGGCACGCAGCAAACGGGACAGAGGGUGGCAGCACUCAAGACAGCAAGGCGUUGCCAGCCCCGGCCGCCGAGCCUACGGAUCAGGAUAGACUUGCCAUGGUGGCCGCGAGGAAGCUGAACGCCGGCAUCCCUCGGGCUGGACCUCUACCGCUCCAGUGGAACACCAGCUGCGCGCGCGACGUGCGCGUGAGGGGUUCCUGGGAUGGCUGGAAGCGCGACUACGCGUUGGAGCCCUGUCCUGGAGUUGGGUUCCGGAUUAUGCUUCUCCUUCCUGCCGGUGAGUACGAGUUCAAGUUCAUAGUGGACGGCAACUGGACGACCUCGGAGGACAUGGAGACUACAAAGUGUGCCAACAGGAACAAUGUGGCACAAGUCAAUGAGAUGGUGCUUGUGCCGGUGCCGCUGUGGAAGUCGGACACAAACGACGGAAACAAGCCGGCGGCGGGUGAAUUAGAGGCUGGAACUUUGGCCAUC